Messenger RNA from Adelges cooleyi (spruce gall adelgid), 3607 nucleotides. RefSeq names its product endoplasmic reticulum transmembrane helix translocase. The record is from RefSeq and is a predicted model, not a curated record. The transcript has a single exon. Gene Ontology annotation, biological process: intracellular calcium ion homeostasis. NCBI's taxonomy places the organism in Eukaryota, Metazoa, Arthropoda, Insecta, Hemiptera, Adelgidae. Gene Ontology annotation, cellular component: endoplasmic reticulum membrane. Gene Ontology annotation, molecular function: P-type ion transporter activity; ATP binding; ATP hydrolysis activity. Bases 76 to 3498 code for a protein of 1140 amino acids.
AAUGAAGGUACCUUAUUUACUAGUCAUUAAUAUUUAACUAAUACUUUUAAUCAAGCUAACCAUAGAAAAAUAAGCAUGGCGAUAGACAAUUUAAUAAGUUCAGUGUCUUUGUAUGUACCCCGUCACAUUGCGUUACAUGGAGCAAUUUUCCCAUUUCUCAUUCUGUAUGGAAUAUGGUCGUAUAUUUGCCUAUAUGCUACACUACUUUUGAUUGAUCUUUAUUUUGUUGGUAUUUUCACUAUUGCCAUUGCUCAAAUAUUAUGCUCUCUUUGCUGUUACUGGUCUGUGUCAUUCAGGUGUGUUUUGUCAUGUAAACAUGUUACUUCUCCUCAAGCAGCAACUUUAGUCAAAGUUGUUCCAACACCAAACAAUGGGUUUACGGAACUAGUGGUUUUAAAGUCAUACAAGGAUGAACAUCAGGAAAAUAUUGUAUGGUUUAGAUACCAGGAAAUCAAGUAUGUUUGGUUUGAAGAAAAGAAAAGUUUUCGUUCUUUAGAAUUUCCAAUUUCUAAAACAAUUUCAGAGUAUACAAAUUCUAAAGGGUGUGAAACAGAUGAACAGUUAGCAAAAGCAGUACAACUGUAUGGUCGUAAUCAAUUAAAUAUACAAUUACCGAAGUUUGAUGAUUUAUUUAUUGAACGUGCUACUGCACCUUUUUUUGUAUUCCAAGUAUUUUGUAUUGCAUUGUGGUGUUUUGACAAGUAUUGGUACUAUUCUUUAUUUACUUUAGCAAUGUUGGUUUUAUUCGAGUGUACUUUAGUAAAACAGCAAAUUCGAAAUAUGGAAGAAAUUCGUAACAUGGGAAAUAAGCCAUUUUCUUUGCAUGUCUAUCGUAACAAAAAAUGGCAAUCCAUUUUUAGCGAUGAGCUCACACCAGGUGAUUUAGUUUCAAUUACAAGGGCUCAUAAUGAUCAAUCUGUUCCAUGUGAUCUUCUAUUGCUAAGGGGUUCAUGUAUUGUUGAUGAAAGUUUGCUAACUGGUGAGUCAAUACCACAAAUGAAAGAACCAGUUGAAAAUAUUACUGACUUAAAGAGGAACUUAGAUUUUGAGUCAGACAAGAAAUUGCACAUUUUAUUCAGUGGUACUAAAGUUGUACAGCAUACAUCACCUUCAAAAGCCACAUCUAAUGUACGUGCUCCAGAUAAUGGAUGUAUAGCAUAUGUUUUACGAACAGGUUUUAAUACAUCUCAAGGAAAUUUAUUACAAACUAUAUUAUUUGGAGUAAAACAUGUAACGGCAAAUAAUAUGGAAACUUUAGCAUUUAUAAUAUUUUUGUUAAUUUUUGCAAUUGCUGCUGCUGCUUAUUUAUGGAUUAAAGGAACUGAAGAUCCAAAUCGUAGUCGUUAUAAAUUGUUUCUUGAGUCUGCCCUUAUACUUACAUCCGUUAUACCACCAGAAUUGCCUGUAGAGCUAUCUUUGGCUGUGAAUGCUUCAAUUUUAUCACUAUCAAAACUUGGUAUAUAUUGUACUGAACCUUUUCGUAUACCAUUUGCGGGAAAAGUUGAAAUAUGCUGUUUUGACAAGACUGGAACAUUGACAAAAGAUGAUUUAAUCGUUGAAGGUAUUGCUGGCAUUAAAAAAGAUAUGAUUCCAAUGAGUGAUGCUCCUGAAGAUACUAUUCAAGUUCUAGCCUCUUGUCAUUCAUUGGUUCAACUAGAAAAUACCCUAGUGGGUGAUCCUAUUGAAAAAGCUUCUUUAAAUGCAAUUAACUGGAUAUUAUCAAAAAGUGACUUUAUUGUACCUAAAAAAGGAAAACUAGCUCCUUUGAAGAUAUUAAAUAGGUUUUAUUUUUCAUCUUCUCUUAAAAGAAUGUCUGUUUUAGCAGUUUAUAAAAUUGCUCAAAAAACUAUACAUAUAGCAAGUGUUAAAGGUGCACCUGAAGUUCUGAAAUCUAUGUUAGAAACAAUUCCUGAAAACUAUGAUAGUACUUAUCUAGAAUUAGCUGGACGCGGAGCAAGAGUUCUUGCACUUGCUAGAAAAGAAAUGAGUAUCAACCCAAAUGAUUUAAAAAAUUUAAAACGAGAAGAUUUGGAAUGUGAUUUAAAGUUUGUUGGUUUUGUUGUGGUUUCUUGUCCAUUAAAACAAGACUCAAAAAAUGUCAUCAAAGAAUUAUUAGCUUCUUCCCAUUUGGUAACCAUGAUUACAGGAGAUAAUGCUUUAACAGCAUGCUAUGUUGCAAAGGAAUUAAAUUUUACGAGAUCGUCAAGUCAAAUUAUCUUGACUCUUGCUGAAGUAGGUGCAAAAUGGAGUUGGGUAAACGAGAGUUGUAAGAUUUUGGAGCCUUUGAAUGAAAAUGUAAAAGAUUUAGUAAGAUCAUAUGAUUUAUGCUUAACGGGAGAUGGACUUGCUUUCCUCGAUCAAAAUUACAGUGACAUAUUGAAAAAAGUAAUACCACAUGUGUGUGUAUUUGCUAGAGUUGCUCCAAAAGAAAAAGAAUUUAUUGUAUUAAUGUUAAAGGAACUAGGAUAUUCAACUUUGAUGUGCGGAGAUGGUACGAAUGACGUUGGGGCUUUGAAGCACGCUCAUGUUGGAAUUGCUCUACUUGCAGGAACUAAAGAAAGAAGAAUUAAAAAAACAGAAAUAUUUCCUAGUAAAAUAAGAAAACCAGGAGAAAAUAUGUCUGAUCAAAUGAAAAGAAUGAUAAAGGAAAUGGAAGAAGAGAAGUUUACUGUAGUUAAGUCAGGAGAUGCUAGUAUUGCUGCACCAUUUACUAGUAAAUUUUCUUCUGUGACUUGUGUUUGCCAUGUAAUUAAACAAGGCCGUUGUACAUUAGUUACUACACUUCAGAUGUUUAAAAUACUUGCUUUGAACGCUCUAAUUGCAGCAUACAGUCAGUCAGUACUUUAUGUGAAAGGCAUAAAAUUUAGCGAUUCUCAAGCUACAUUACAAGGAAUAUUAUUAGCUGCUUCAUUUUUGUUCAUUUCAAGAUCAAAACCUUUAAAGGUUUUGUCUAAACAAAGGCCACUUCCAAAUAUUUUUAAUAUUUAUACUAUCUCAACAGUAUUAUUACAAUUUAUUAUGCACUUUAUUAGUUUAGUGUUUCUAGUUCAAGAAGCUAGUUUAUAUACCGAAGAUGAUGCUAAAAAUAUUUCUCUUACUUCAAAUUUUAAUGUGUCAUCUACCUUAAACUCCACACAGACGGAUAACGAAUCGGAAUUUAAGCCAAACGUAAUCAAUAGUGCGGUUUAUAUUAUAUCAAUGUCACUACAACUUUUUACUUUUUCUGUGAAUUACAGAGGACGUCCUUUUAUGGAGAAUUUUACAGAAAAUAAACCUUUAUUGUACAGUACAUUAGCUACAAUAGCGAUAACAUUAUGUCUGAGUAUGGGUAUAAUUGAUGGCCUAAACGAACACUUUGAAAUUGUACAGUUUCCCUACUCUUUUCGCGUGACUUUAAUUGGUGUUCUUAUUUUAGAUUUUCUUGGCUCAUAUAUAAUAGAUCGACUAUGUUUGUGGCUUUUUGGUGAAGGAAAAUUAGAAAAAGCAGUUUUUAAUUAAAUCAUAAUAUUUGAUAAGAUUUUUUAAAAAACUGUAUUCAAUUACUAUUAGUUAUAUAUUGUCAUUAUGACCAAUAAUUUUGAAUGGUUUAACAUCUAAAUAAUUAAAU